CAAGCAGCACGAGGUGUCUAGCCAGAACAAGAGGAAGAGAGUUGUCCAGCAAACCAGCUUCUGCAGUGUUUGCCGGGGAAGCGGGCACAACAGAACUACAUGCCCCAUCAACCCAGAUGCUGGGAAGAACAAGCGGAGGCAAAAACGAUGCAGAACUUGCCAGGUGCCAGGACACACGUCGGCGAGCUGCCGGACAAAAACUACAACCGCAGAAGCAUUUGAGCCAUGGACAAACGUCUAGUCCCCAAGGUUCCAGGUUCCAGCACCAAGAGUGAGCUUCAGCAUGUGGAGAUAGAUGUCCUCUCGGCACGUGGUAUUUACCGUGUCACCAAAAUAUUUGCUGGAUUCGUUGGCAAGAAAGCUUCUCUUGUUGACUCGAUUGGUUUCGGUGGAUCUCGACUGCUUGGCGAGAGGAGCACUCUAGAUGGACAGUUAUCUUUGUGGCUGCUCGGCAGCGUUGACACGAGCACCAUGACUAUUAAGUCGCCCGGUGACCAGCCAAGUUUACCAAUGAAACCAAGGGAUGUGCACCUCGUGUUAGGCCUGCCGUACCAGGGUGUUGAAGUUGAUGAUGGAUCAAACGUGUCUGAAGCAACCAUGUCUGCAGUACGUGAGAAGCUGUUCCUCAAAAACACUGGUGGCAUGAUCACAGUGGAUUACCUAGAGGAUAUACUGGUGAACGAUUACAAUGAUGACAUGUCAGCUGCCGAGGAAGAAGCUUUCAAGAUUGCUGCUGUGCUUUACCUGAGAGUUGCUUGUAUGCUGUCAAAAGCAAGAACCCUUAUGUCCCGCUUGGUCUGUUGAACUAUGUAGCCAACACAAUGGACAUUAUGCGUGUUAAUUGGUGUGGCUAUAUUUUGGACACAAUCAAGAAAGCUGCAAAAUCUGUGCACCAGGCUAUCCAGAGUGGCAGCCGUUUUUUCUGUAUCCCUGGUUGCAUGCUUUGGCUAGAGAUAUUCUUUCUUGACAACCUGGAUUUUGGGAUACGCCAAAACACCGUUGUACGCAUGCCUCGUGUUGCAGACUACAGUGCUGACAGGGUAACAAAACUAAUCAAGUUGGCAACCGAUGAGCCUGUUUACGGGAGAUUAAAUUCAUACGGUGUCUUCAAGGUCAGAAUGAUGACUGAGGUAGCAUACAACAGAAAUGAAUAUGAAGUUUUGGCGGCGGCUUCCCAAACAACGGGGGUGGCCUUGGGUCUGCACAUCCAGAAGGAGCGCCAUUAUCAGCAGUCAUGUCUAGGGUGUCAAGGCAGAAGAGAACGCCAUCGUAAAUGCGGGCAGCCAUGUGGGCUCCAUAGUGAACCUUGGAACAAAGGUUCUAUCCAUUCGCUGAACAUUACAACCGAAAUAGGGAAGCGCGCAGGGGUUAUUUCAUUGGGUGAUGCUGGCGGUGCCGCCAGAACGAACUUAUUUCCCCCCUUGAAGAAAAGGCUCGUAAGUCGAAGGAGUGGGUCAAGACCAACACCAUCACGCCUGUCUUCGGCGCAAGGAGAGGCUGACAUGACAGAUGAAAUGGAUUGCAUGGACAUCGCGACAAAACUGGCGACACUGUGUUGUACCACGACGAGCACAGAAGAUAUUGCAAUCCAAGAGCUCAUAUCGCACUCCCUGAUGGACACAAUACAAGAUUCUAUGUCCUGCAUUAUAGACGAAGCUAAACAAGACGGCAAAGAGGUUGGUGGCAUGGAGAUGCCUGCAGACAGAGUUGGUGUUGCUGACCGAGAUGGCGUUGUCGAACCAACAAAUUCAUCUGGGCAGGCUGGUCUUGCUAAGGGGUCAGGUAAAUUGGCUGCCCUGAAGAAGAGACUGGCUUAUCGUGUCCCAAAAUCACCAGAUGUUGCGUCUGGAGGCCCAGUGACUGCGGAUGGAGAGCAUGGACCCUCUGAUGAUAUUACUGGAGACAACAUGGUGUUUUCUGGUGACAGCAGCACCAGCGGACUGCAGCUUAUAGCCGAUGCUGUAGAUACAGGCAUGCACCUUGUUGUGGCUGCUGGAAGUGCAGUGGUGUCAAACUUGGCAAUCCCUGGGCACGGUCUAGCUCAGCGUGAGGUCACAGAGGAACCUGAUUACCAGUCAUCGCCUUUUGAUCUGGGUUACCCUACGAUAACCGUGGAUGGGAGGCGAAGCCGUAAGCUGUACAGAUCAAUCGCCACAUUGAGUGCUGAACAGCUCGACAGAGUGUGGUACCGUAGCACAACACCCUGGGAAAUAGCUAUAUCAGGGAGGGACAUAGAGGCACAACUGAAACGUGGCGGCGAGUUCAGUAUUGCACUCUUCGAUGGGCUCAUGAGGCUGUACCAGAGCCUCGAUGACGUGGUGUAUGGACUUCAACGGAAGAGGUGGAGGUGUAUUUUGCCUGCUCGAUUUACGGACGGGGUGCUGCGGGGGAUCCUUGGACAUGGAUUCCAUAAGGAGGUGCUUCAUUGGGCCACACCUGAACUUCGACUUCGAGCAUGUUCAGCAGGCAAUUGCUCCGGUGCGUUUUGGAGAAAGGUGGAACUGUUACAUUUGGGAUAUGGAGAACGCUGAUCUGGUCGUCCUAGACCCUACCAUGAUGAAGAAAGACUCAAGCGUGGCUGAAGAAUGCCACCAGGAGACAAUGUUUAAGUUGACCGGCGCUCUUUGUCGCUUGUACACAGAAGUUCUUCAGAGGAUGGGUUGUUCCAGAAGCAGACCUUUGGAAGACCGGCGUUGACACGUCAAUGAGUGAUGGUUGCAGGAAGUACAAUUCUGGCGUCUACACAGCCCACUAUGCUCGUUGGUACAAUGUCCUUGAACUGCACGAGCCAAUUCGCAGCGUGCGGCUUGAUGAUGCAAGGCUCGCGAUGCGAUACCAGCUGUUGAUGAUGGGUGAUAAUAUCGCCCAGCUCCCGCAUGUGUUCUAUGAAUGAGGAUUGAUCUAUGGUCGAUAUGGCAGACAGUGUUUUGCAAUGCCAAAUUGUCGUAUGCAGUUCUAGACGUGUUUUGUUCCUGCCUAUUUAAAAACAUGUAUUGCUAUGUUUGGACCUUAAGGAUUAUCUAGACGCAUCUUUGCUAAUUUGGCCUAGUACUCAUGAAUUAAUUAACAUGGGCGCCCUUUUAUUCA
Messenger RNA from Brachypodium distachyon (stiff brome), 3087 nucleotides. RefSeq lists its product as uncharacterized. The transcript has 16 exons. Lineage: Eukaryota; Viridiplantae; Streptophyta; Magnoliopsida; Poales; Poaceae. Bases 822 to 2531 code for a protein of 569 amino acids. The record is from RefSeq and is a predicted model, not a curated record.